UCAAAACAUGGUUAAACAAAAACAACUAUUUUGUUGUUUUCUAACAACAUUAGUUCUUUCAACAUUUGAUAUUUUAUUUUCUUUUAUUGGAAUUUGUUUUAAUGGAAAUUCGUUUUCUUUUCAACAUUUCCUCAACGCUUUUUCAUUGCCUUUCGAGAUAAACAAAUCUGUUGCUGAUUUUUUUAUUUUAUCUUUGCUUCGAAUGGUGUUGAUGUUUGUUGGUUGUUUUGUUCUGGUUUUUAAAAGAAAGGUAGGUUGA
This is a messenger RNA of Meloidogyne enterolobii, 259 nucleotides long. The record is from the annotation of a GenBank genome assembly. Lineage: Eukaryota; Metazoa; Nematoda; Chromadorea; Rhabditida; Meloidogynidae.